This is a messenger RNA of Megachile rotundata (alfalfa leafcutting bee), 1195 nucleotides long. RefSeq names its product EF-hand calcium-binding domain-containing protein 10. NCBI's taxonomy places the organism in Eukaryota, Metazoa, Arthropoda, Insecta, Hymenoptera, Megachilidae. The record is from RefSeq and is a predicted model, not a curated record.
AUUAUAAACAAAAGAAGAGGAAAAAAAUGGAUAAUAGUGUAAAGAGUUGCAUGUGCGAUGAAGUUAAAAAAUUGGAACGUAAAACCGAAUUUCAGCAGCCCGUUACGGAAGUAAAUGGAAGUACGUUAUCCGCAACUCGAAACUAUCUACAGGAAAGAAAAAUUUUCGAUUUAUUCCGGUUUCUUCUUGGUCAUUUGAUUGUUAACCGACCGACAGAUCCUAUCGAAUACUUGCAUCAACUACUCGACGAUUGUAUAUUAUUCAGAUCAGGAAAUAAACAUCCACGACUAUUUUGGAUGAAGAGUCAUAUCGAAGCGGUAUUCCAAAAUGUUAAUCCUGGUACCUCGGAUCUUAUAUCGCUCGAUCGUUAUAAAAUUGCAAUGAAAACGUUGGGUAUAUCAUGUUACAACGCUUGUCCCGCUGAACGUAUACCAGGAUACGUAGAUCGAGAAACAUUUUUUGCGGAGGCGUUAAGUUGCUUGGAAAAAGAAUUUGUAACUAUCACAACUGUUCAACAUUCGUAAAAAAUAGUUUAGGAAGAUCAAAUGGAAAAACAGGAAAUGGUACAGUAGGAGAGUACACUCGUUUAUUAUCGUUUUCAUUCUGCAAUAUUCAUAAACGUUCGGUCGCAACACCCACGAACCAGAAUGCAUAUUUUUAUCAUCCUGAAAGACGUAGCAAUGGAAGGAAACAAAGAGCGGACAAAAGGGAGAAAUGAUAAUGGCAGUUGGUGGGGAGAGGAAAGAGAGAAGAAAGAUGAAAGCGAGAAGACAAACGAGUUGAGUCGGAGCAAACGAGUAACCAGCAUCGGUGUGAAAAGAAUAACGGGGAAGGUAGAAAGCGAACAACGGAACGGAACGGAAUGAAAUGGAACGGAAUUGCAUAGCGUACUAGAAAAUAAUCGCGUAUGUACCAGUUGCGUGUCAGAGUUCGUACGAUCGGUCGCAGACGAUCAUUCGGUAGAAAGCGAGCAGAUUUUCACGCGUUCGUCGCACGGUAAGCAUGAUUCUUCGGGUAUAUUCGACGUGGUUAGCUGCGCAUAAACGAUCGUACGAUCGCGCGACUGAAAGGUUCAGUGCAGAAACGAGAGCAAGCAUUUCGCGAGAGUGAAGUGCGCAACAAAGUUGUCCAUAAUCUGUCGAACAUUUUUAACGAACGUUCAUCUUGGACCGUGUCUCGUUAACGAUGGUAAUGG